Linum tenue is the source of this 579-nucleotide messenger RNA. The record is from the annotation of a GenBank genome assembly. Lineage: Eukaryota; Viridiplantae; Streptophyta; Magnoliopsida; Malpighiales; Linaceae.
CUGCAGAAGGUUGUGCUGAAGUUGGAUUUGAAUGACGACAAGGCCAAGCAGAAGGCGCUCAAGACGGUGUCUACUCUAUCUGGAAUCGAUUCAAUCGCCAUGGACAUGAAGGAGAGGAAAAUGACGGUAAUAGGGUCGGUGGAUCCAGUGAACGUGGUGAGCAAGCUGCGGAAGUACUGGCCCACGACGGAUAUCAUCCUUGUUGGGCCGGCCAAGGAGCCCGAGAAGAAAGAGGAGCCCAAGAAGGAGGAAGGCAAGAAAGAGGAGGACGGCGGCAAGAAGGCCGAAGAAGAGCCCAAGAAGGAAGAAGGCGGAGAGAAGAAAGAAGGGGACAAGAAAGGGGAGGAGAAGAAGGAGGAAGGCGGCGGCGGCGGCGGCGGAGGGGAGAAGAAGGACGGGGAGAAGAAGGAUGGGGAGGAGAAGAAGAAGGAUCAGCCGGCGGCCGGAGCGGCGACAAUGCCUCCGCCGGACCCGGUGCUGGAGCUUGUGAGGGCUUACAGGGCGUAUAAUCCUCACAUGACGACUCAUUACUACGUUCAGAGCAUGGAGGAGAACCCAAAUGCGUGCGUCAUCUGUUGA